Messenger RNA from Besnoitia besnoiti, 303 nucleotides. RefSeq lists its product as uncharacterized. The record is from RefSeq and is a predicted model, not a curated record. The transcript has 2 exons. Bases 1 to 303 code for a protein of 100 amino acids. NCBI's taxonomy places the organism in Eukaryota, Apicomplexa, Conoidasida, Eucoccidiorida, Sarcocystidae.
AUGACAAACCACGAGGCAGGGUUUCCGCUGCCUUGUGAAGCGCUGAGCCCCCCAGGCACGCCGCGACCCGACGGUGAGCCUCCGCAUGGCGUCGCUGCUGCGCCCGCGCCGCUUUCUGUUUCCUCUUCUUCCUCUUCUUCGUCUUCGCGCUGGAGCGGAUCCAAUAAGCGUGCGCUGGACGCGAUGGAGAGAAACACGGCGCUGCCGUUAGACUCCUCGGCACGCCGCGCACUCUUGGCCAUGACGCCGCCGCAAGUUGCGAAACCGGGGAGAGUGAACGUUGUGACGGAGAACGUACCAUGA